This is a messenger RNA of Arachis duranensis, 474 nucleotides long. RefSeq names its product proline-rich receptor-like protein kinase PERK1. The transcript has 2 exons. The coding region runs from base 30 to 356 and encodes 108 amino acids. The record is from RefSeq and is a predicted model, not a curated record. Lineage: Eukaryota; Viridiplantae; Streptophyta; Magnoliopsida; Fabales; Fabaceae.
CAGCCACCACAUCUCGGCCACUCACCCAAAUGGCCAGCGCGCAGCAUUCACCCACCCACCCACGCACCCAAACGGCCAGCAGUCACCCACCUUCUUCACUCCUUUUCCCUGAAACUCGAAGUCGAAGCCACUCAAGCCAGCAGUCACCCACCCACCGCGAAGACGAGGACGAAGACCCAGUCACCCACCCACCCACAGGACCUCCGACCUCACCACCUCCGAGCCUCCGACGUCACCGCCUCCACCAAGAAAGCCUCCACCCAGCAGCGUUUCUGGGUACCUCACCGCCUCCACCCAGAAAGCCUUCAAGUGCAUAUGGAGCCCAAGCCAUCUAUUCAGGUUGGUUUGCAUUAUGAAGUUUUAGCUAUUUUAUUGGAGAAGAAGACACCAUAACUUUGCUAAUUACUAUCAGUUUAAUGACAAUUUAUUUUUAUUUUCAGUUGUGUUGACUGUUGAGCUAUUAAACUUCUUUAA